Rana temporaria (common frog) is the source of this 1755-nucleotide messenger RNA. Its product is annotated as beta-galactoside alpha-2,6-sialyltransferase 1-like. Bases 469 to 1704 code for a protein of 411 amino acids. The transcript has 6 exons. Gene Ontology annotation, molecular function: sialyltransferase activity. Lineage: Eukaryota; Metazoa; Chordata; Amphibia; Anura; Ranidae. The record is from RefSeq and is a predicted model, not a curated record.
AAAAAACAACAACAAUGGGUUACUAUUCCUUCCACUGACACCAGCAAUGGGUCACUAUUGGUGAAUGGAUUGUGAUCUUUGUGCGCUGGUCAAAGUGAUUAGGAUCUGAUGAAGUCACGUGACGUGACGAUACAUGUAAGGAAUUAGGUACCCAUGUGACCGGAAGUGACAUCCGUCCAUGCUACAGCUACACCAGACCUAGGAUUGCUGUUUUAAAUCGUUUUUUUUUGCUUUUUGUAAGCCUUUUUUAAAUAAAUAUUUUGGCUUAACGUGCUUCACGAUUUUGGGAAUCUUUACUUUCUUUCCUGGAUUGGACCUGUGGACAACCUGUGGACGUUUGGAGGCAUCCAUUUUCUUGAAGACCAGCCUGGUUCACAACAAACACCCAUACAAGCUGACACGCUGUUUGGGAGAGGACUACAAUACAUCACUCUGAGCUACUGCCCUGUUGGGCUAAGAUCUAUACUCAUGGCCCGGUUCAUCUAUAAAGUUGGUUUUGCAUCCUCAUUGCUGCUUAUUGGUCUCUGGUUCCUCUUUCUGGAUCUAUAUUGGCAUACCACUAAUGUUGACACCAAAUUACAGAGUGGUUAUCAGGUUGUCAUACCCAGGCAAUAUAAGGUCCACACAGAGAGGAAUACAGAUUUACUUCAUACAAAUAUUACAGAGAAAUUGACAACUGUGAAGAAUACUCCUUGGGUACCACCUGUCUUUGACAUUCUUAAAAAAAAGAAUGAGAGGUUAAUGGGAAGAAAACCUGGGUCCAAGCUGUGGCCUAAAGAGAUGACAUCAAAUGACCUUGUACUGAGAUUGAAACGUGUGAGGAAUAAUUACCAAAAACUGAACAAGUACAAAGUUAAAUUUAAAGGACAUAUUAAGCAGAAUAACAGUGCAGCAGAAAUCCUAUGCCAUCUUAAGAACAGGGUAAACAUGUCACCGCUUAUGGCCUCUGAUCUCCCUCCUACUGCCACUUCCUGGAGCCAAUACUUGCCCAAGAAGAGUCUUCAAGAAGAAGUUGGAAAGCUUGGGCGUUGUGCUGUCGUAAUAUCAGCAGGGUCUAUGAAAUCCUCAAGACUCGGGCAGGAGAUUGACUCCCAUGAUGCUGUUCUAAGAUUCAACAAAGCUCCCACAAAUGGAUUUGAGAUUGAUGUUGGAUCAAAAACUACAAUUCGUCUGAUCAAUUCACAGAUUAUCACUCUUCCCAGUUAUAAAUUCCUGAAUGAUCCCCUUUAUAAAAAAGGAAUAUUGGUUUUGUGGGAUCCAGCACCAUAUGAAGCAGAUGUACAUCAGUGGUAUGCAAAACCAGAAUAUCAAUUCUUUGACCGCUACAGUCAAUACCGCAAGCAGAACCCUAAUCAGACAUUUUAUAUCCUGAAUCCAAAGACCACCUGGCAACUGUGGGAUAUAGUACAGGAGAACGCACCGGAGAACAUUCAACCAGAUCCACCUUCUUCAGGGUCACUGGGAAUAUUGUUGAUGAUGAACCUCUGCGAUGAAGUCAAUGUUUAUGAGUUUCUCCCAUCCACUCGGCAAAGUGACCUGUGCUACUAUUAUGAAAAGUACUAUGACCUUGCUUGCACAGUUGGGGGAUACCAUCCUCUAAUGUACGAGAAGAAUUUAGUGAUGAAGCUUAAUCGGGGAGAUAUGAACACCAUUCACAGGUAUGGGAAGGCGACAUUGCCAGGUAUCAAGAACUUGAAAUGCUAACCACUAUAUAAGGUUUUCACAGGUGAAAAUAAAGACACUUAUACAAUUAAA